AUUUUCUUUUUUCUUUCUUUCUUUUCUCAUUAUAAUAUUAAUUAACCAUAUUAUAUAUUUAUGAUAAACAUUCUCAACAAGAAUUUGAGUCUUGAUCAUAACUCAAUUCGUUGCAUCUCAUUCGGAACUUUCUCUCUAAAUCUCUUUCAGAGAGAAAAAAAAAUAUAAGAGAGAGUAAGUUUUGAAUAGGAGGAGGUGGUCGUCGUGGUGGGCACCGGUGAAAAUAGUCUAUACUAUAGCCUUAGUUAUUUGACUUUCAUCAGAGUCGCAUUGCUUUUCUUCUUUCUUCACUUUUUGAGCUCUUUUGUUUUUCUCUCUUCUAAACCUUUCCUUCGACCCCAUCGUGUUCGCCACUUCUUUCUCAAUCUUCAACAUCGUCCUAUACCAACUGCUUCUUCUUCCUCGUUGUCGUUUUUUUUCUUUGUAACGCCUCUGUUUUCUUGCAACGACAUAUAUGUUUAUAUAAUUGACAUUUGAGGUGGUUUGUAAUUUAUUAAAGCCGAAUUCGCAACUGGGUUUCGAUAAUUUCGAGUUCUUCUUUGUUUAUUUGGUAGCAAAUUAAUGCAAGUAUCCACGUUUCCAUCAAUCUUUGGUUCUGUUUCUCUCGUUGUACAAAAAAUCCAACAUUGGAUUUGUAAAUGAGAAAGGUUUUCAAGGCUGAGUUUUUAGGGUCCGAAACACGUUCUGGGCCACCAAGAAAGGAAGGUUCGUAGUUGUAUUCUCUCUUUUUUCACAUUUUUCUUUUUUUUUAUUGCUCCAUUUUCAUGGAAGUUGCGCCAAAAGGUUCCUUGUCCAGCUCAUCCAAUCCAGGAAUGUUCUUCUAAUAAAUCAGGUUUUUAAUAACUUAAUCCCAGCUUUCCAAACCCAAAUCUUUUUCUGUAAUUUAAUCCGUUGGUUCGUGUUUUGCUUCAUUUCAACACAACCUGGUUUGUUGGUGUAUUCAUUUGGGGUUGAUGGGUUGCGCAAGCUCUAAGCAAAAGCGAUGCCGGAACUGCCAGGGCCCUUAUUCACCGGUGCCGCGAAGUUACUCAAUGCACGUCCACCACCCGCCGGAGAAGAAAGGCGACAGCUAUCAUUUGGUCGCCCUUACCUCCUCCACCUUGGGCUCUAUCAUGCUCGAAUCCGCCUUUCAAAACGACAACAACCACAACCAUGACGACCGUGACCGCGACCACAAGGUAACCUGUAAUGGGUUCGAUCAUAAAAAUGAUAAUCUCAAUAGCAAAGACUUUGCAGUCGGACUUGUUGAGGCCAAGACUUGGUCUAAUAUGAUAAACGAAAAAAUCCCAAAAGUGGUUCCCAAGACUCCGAUCAGAACACCUCCAGGAGAGCCUGAAACGAUUAAUGCUUGGGAAUUAAUGGAAGGUCUUGAAGAUAUUAGCCCUUUCAGGUCACCCAUUCACGUUCGAAGCUUCUCCUUUGAUAUUGUUCGAGAUCCAAAUCCAAUGCCCACUUCUCCUUUAAAUCGUCCCAAAUCACGGUUUCAAGAGAAUAACGUUUCGGCUUCGCCCAAGCCCAUGUGGCUUCAUUUGUCAAACAAAGAAGACUUGAAUUCAAAUUCAAAUUCUGGAGUUACUGAAUUUGAUCCUGAAAUCAUCUCCAGUUUCAGAAAAUCGCUUGAGGAGCUCUCCCCAGAUCAUGAAAAGCAUCUGGGCACGGCUGGAAACGACUUGUCAAUGGAUACAGAGAUGGAAAACGACACAUUUGAAGAUAAAAAAUGGCCAUCGUACGACAAAGUUAAAGAGAAGCUAAUUCUCUACUUCACGAGCCUACGAGGGGUUAGGAAGACGUACGAGGAUUGCUGCAAUGUGAGGGUGAUCCUAAAAAGCCUCGGUGUAAGGGUAGAUGAGCGCGAUGUUUCAAUGCAUUCGGGGUUCAAAGAUGAGCUUAAAGAGCUUUUGAAAGAUGGCUUCCAUGGAGGUGGUUUGCCAAGAGUGUUUAUGGGGAACAAAUACAUUGGUGGAGCUGAUGAAAUCAGAAGAUUAAACGAGGAUGGUCAGCUAGAAAAGUUGCUCGAAUGCUGUGAAAAGAUUGAUGAUGACUGCGGAGAUGGUGGUGGAGCUUGUGAGGCUUGUGGGGAUGUAAGGUUUGUGCCAUGUGAGACAUGUUCAGGGAGCUGUAAAAUAUACUAUGAAGCAGAGGAAGAAGAACAACAAGAACAAGAAGAUUAUGGGUUUCAGCGUUGUCCUGAUUGUAAUGAGAAUGGCCUUGUACGCUGUCCCAUUUGUUGUGAUUAGAUCAAUAACUUGUGACAUUAUAAUUAACAAGGUAACCUUCUUCCAUUUUUGUUGAAGUUCCUUUCCUUUUCUUUUUUGGCUUGGUGAGUUGUUUUUGUUGUACAGUUUAUAGUUUUUCAUUUUGGUCAUGUUUGAGAGAAGAGAUCAAUGAGGGAAAGAAAAAAAAAGAACUGUAAUGGGAAUCAGUGAAGAAUGUUGUUCCAAAACAGAUUCCCUCAACCUUGUAGUGUGUCAUUACAACUUGUAUAAUUUCAUUUCCAGAAAUACAGAAAAGAAAAAGGCUUGUAUACUUUAA
Messenger RNA from Humulus lupulus (European hop), 2532 nucleotides. RefSeq lists its product as uncharacterized. NCBI's taxonomy places the organism in Eukaryota, Viridiplantae, Streptophyta, Magnoliopsida, Rosales, Cannabaceae. The record is from RefSeq and is a predicted model, not a curated record. The coding region runs from base 954 to 2237 and encodes 427 amino acids. The transcript has a single exon.